This is a messenger RNA of Branchiostoma belcheri (Belcher's lancelet), 2176 nucleotides long. Its product is annotated as protein phosphatase 1 regulatory subunit 32-like. Lineage: Eukaryota; Metazoa; Chordata; Leptocardii; Amphioxiformes; Branchiostomatidae. Bases 162 to 1550 code for a protein of 462 amino acids. The record is from RefSeq and is a predicted model, not a curated record. The transcript has 11 exons. Gene Ontology annotation, molecular function: phosphatase binding.
CUAAGAACGCCCAACACUGUAAUACAAGCACAGCUGACUCGCGCCCUCGCUUUGCAACAUCCUCACGGAUUUUGGGGCGUUUUUUCGCCAAUUUCUUCCGCGAAAACCUUGCAGUUGGUAUCAAAUCUACGGAUAACACAUUCGUAAAGUAGCGUACAAAGAUGGGACGUCUACCAAUGGGAAGCCGCACGUCGCACGUGCAGGGCAGCACCGGACCUCAGUACAGCGUUAUGAACUUCUACUGUACCCAGAAUUCCACCACGUACGGACAGGAGGGAUUCAAACCCCGCACCGGGAAACAUGUGGGCACCGGCUACCAGUCCAACUUCAGGCCUGGUGUCUACUACAGCAGACAUUUGGAUGAGCUGGAUAAUCCAGAAAUGGGCCGCAUUGUGGCAAGAAACUACAACACGGUGACGAAGCUACACUUCCUGCCGUCCAAGGGCUCCGACGGGAGAGACCCGCUACCCAGGAACAUCCACAUGAAGGGGAGUGGCUUCGUACGGCAGACGCCAAUCACCACACCAACUGUGGCUGAGGUUCGUAAGGUCCAUGUUGACACCCAUCACACGGCACCUUUCUCCAUCCUGCCCAAAGCCAAACCGCUGCUACACAAAAUCCAGUCUAAGGACCCAGUAGAGCUGGAGAAUGGCAGUUUUGGGCCUGGUUUCAUGACUACUGAGACUCACGUCAGGUUUGAUGGCAAACCUAUGGAGAAAACUGAUUUCUACCACAAUUCUAUCGGAAACAAGGAGGAGUCUGGGUUCACACACGCGUACAACGUGGAGCCUGUCACCUUCCACCCAGGAUCCCCACACAAGGGGGAAAUGCCGGGUUGGAUGACGGACCGCCCGACAGGAGUCAGUAUCAUGAAGACAAACUUCUUGAGGAGUGAAGACCCGAGCGGGAAGGAGCCCCUGCCUAACGUGGCAGACAGAGCCGUGAGAGACACAGGCUUCACGCAUGAGACGGCAAAACCACAGUUCCUGGGACAUCCUGCUAACGCCUUUACCAGAGUUGACCAAGUCCCCAGUUUGGUAGCAGAGAGAACUCGGAAGAAUGACCCAGCUGAAUAUGUCAACAUGGCCGCCCCCAACAACCAUUCCAGCCUGACGAAGAAUUGGUUCAAGGGCGCUCAACGAGAGACACCGAGCGAGACAGACCGACUGGGUAGGACUGCUGUAGGGUGGCAGGAGCUCUCAGGCUACAGUGCCAACAACGACCGUUAUGUCCACCAACCAGAGACCCUGGAAGACCUACAGAGAUUUGUCACACACUACAAGAUCAGAUUCCAUGACAAGAACCCUGAGGGAAUAGACCGGGAGGGUCACACCUGGGGAGGGCUACAGGAGCAACUUCCUGACGGUUUCACCAAGAGUACAGCCGUCCACAGUUACGGACCUGCAAUCCACACCACAGAUACCCUCCGCAGGCUACAUCCAUAUGUGGCAAGGAGUAUUAAGGGGACCGACCCAUUCUAUGAUGACCACACCCAUGACAGCAAAAUGCACUCAGAGCUGAGAUCAUCACUACCCCCCAUCAUGGCAUAGAGAUGGAACGUUCCAACCCAAUCAUGUGAUUCCAGUUACUGUAGUGAAAGACAAAAUGUCGGAAACACUUUUUGAAAAGAAAAAUGACUUUAUCAGAAGUAUUUUUGGUGUUUUACUCAUUGGCGACAUCAAUAUUUUAUUCAGAACAUCAACCGGAAACAUACAAUUUAGCCUUAGUGUUUAUGUACCAUAUAUAAUAUUAUAUAAGCUUGGAGUUUUCUUCAAUAAUCAACCAAAUAAAUACUGAUUUGUAUAAAGGUAAGACAGUUAUAUGAAGGAUAUCAUAUGAACAGACUCUGUAUAUAUUUCAUUGUAGUGGUUGAUUUGUGAUGUGUGCAUUUUUAACUGGUGAAUCUAUUGUAUUAUUUUAACACAAAAUAUUUCAUGACCUGUAUAUUUGUUUUACACCUAUGCAAGAUUGUAUCAGUGAGAAUAUUUGUUGCUGGCAACAUGAACAGUUGAUGUGAAUUCAGGUUCAUGAUAUCAGUUUUGUGAGCGACACUCUACAAUGCAAAGAGCUGCUAUGGAUGUGUAUUAAGAGGAACGUGUCUAUUUUAUGUUUUAUCUAGUAUGAUUAUAUGUAAAGCUUUACUCAGUGACUACAAAAUAUAUUGUAUUUUACCUUC